CCAAGCCAAAUCAAGAAGACUAUAAAAGAAGCCCUAAGAAAAACCCUAAUUCCUUAACACUCUUCCUUCGUCCUUCUCCUCUUCGCUUCCGCCUCUUACAGUUCUCACCUUCACACACCGCACUCAUCCAAAAUGCCGUUCAAGAGGUAUGUGGAGAUCGGAAGAGUGGCUCUUGUCAACUACGGAAAUGACUACGGAAAGCUUGUAGUGAUCGUCGACGUCAUUGACCAGAACCGGGCCCUUGUUGAUUCUCCCGACAUGGUGAGGUCACAGAUGAACUUUAAGAGGCUUUCCCUCACUGAUAUCAAGAUUGACAUCAAGAGGGUACCUAAGAAGAAGGAACUUCUUGCGGCCAUGGAAGCUGCUGAUGUAAAGAAGAAGUGGGAGAACAGCUCCUGGGGAAGGAAAUUGAUUGUCCAGAAGAGAAGGGCUGCUCUCAAUGACUUUGAUCGUUUCAAGCUUAUGUUGGCCAAGAUUAAGAAAUCUGGACUUGUCAAGCAAGAGCUAGCCAAGUUGAAAAAAGCCAAUGCAUAGACAUUUGUUAUUGAAUUCUCAAAAUUUUGUUAUGAGCUUGUUUGAAUUCUAUCGUUGGAUGUUAGCCUGUUUCAGAUCUUUUUAAAUAUUGUUAAAGGAUUGAUAUUCUAAUUGUCUUUCAGUUUAAACUUUAAUGUAGAAUUUUUGUUUGGUUUU
This is a messenger RNA of Humulus lupulus (European hop), 690 nucleotides long. Its product is annotated as large ribosomal subunit protein eL14y-like. Gene Ontology annotation, cellular component: ribosome; cytosolic large ribosomal subunit. Gene Ontology annotation, biological process: translation; ribosomal large subunit biogenesis. The transcript is spliced from 5 exons. Bases 133 to 534 code for a protein of 133 amino acids. Gene Ontology annotation, molecular function: structural constituent of ribosome; RNA binding. The record is from RefSeq and is a predicted model, not a curated record. NCBI's taxonomy places the organism in Eukaryota, Viridiplantae, Streptophyta, Magnoliopsida, Rosales, Cannabaceae.